AAUAGCUAACUGCUGACCCCGGACACACACCGACACACGUGCUGUAACUGUCAGAGCCUUCAGGACAGCAGCAAGAAACACAAAUUCUCAGAGUUAUGUACGUGUUCAUUGACGACAUCGUUGCUGCUGAGGCGCUAUAGCAGACAGUAUGAGUGCUCAGGGUGCUGCUCCUCCGGCCACUAAUGGCAUCACUCCGGUUCAACAGAUGGUGGCGUCCUGCUCCGGAGCCAUCCUCACAUCUCUGUUCGUCACACCUUUGGAUGUGGUGAAGAUCCGACUGCAAGCACAGAGAAGUCCCUUCCCCAAAGGGAAAUGCUUUGUCUACUGCAAUGGACUCAUGGACCACUUAUGUGUGUGUGAAAACGGCAACUCCAAGGCCUGGUACAAAGCUCCGGGUCACUUCAGCGGCACUUUGGAUGCCUUCGUCAAGAUAGUCCGUCACGAGGGCAUCGCGUCGCUAUGGAGCGGUCUGCCUCCAACCCUCGUGAUGGCGGUGCCGGCUACGGUGAUCUACUUCACGUGUUACGAUCAGCUGUGUGCAGCUCUGAGGGUCCGGAUGGGAGACCGAGCUCAGGAGGCUCCUCUGCUGGCAGGAGCCAUCGCCAGGGUGGGCUCGGCGACGGUGAUCAGUCCUCUGGAGCUGAUCCGGACGAAGCUUCAGUCUCAGAAACAGUCGUACGGGGAGCUGACUCAGCUGAUCCGCUCGGCGGUGGAGGCUGAAGGCUGGCGGUCUCUGUGGAGGGGUCUGGGCCCGACGCUGCUCCGGGACGUGCCCUUCUCCGCCAUGUACUGGUACAACUACGAGAGAGCCAAGAGCUGGCUGUGUGCGCGGCACAACACCAGGGAGCCCACGUUCACCAUCACCUUCAUAGCCGGAGCCGUGUCGGGAUCCGUUGCGUCCAUUGUGACUUUACCUUUCGAUGUCGUCAAGACAAGGAGACAGGUGGAGCUGGGAGAGCUGCAAGCAAAGAACUUGUCCGGUGAUGUGUCCUCCUCCACCCUCAGUGUGAUGAGCAGGAUCGUGGCGCAGGACGGCUUUGGCGGACUCUUCGCAGGUCUCCUCCCCAGACUGAUCAAAGUGGCUCCGGCCUGCGCCAUCAUGAUCAGCUCGUACGAGUUCGGAAAGGCCUUCUUCCGCAAACACAACCAGGAGAGGAUUCUGGGGCCGCCGCAGACCAGCAACACCUGAGAGACUGAACAACAUUAAAACUGCACUAUACCUAAACACAAGAGGCUUGUAUUGCCAAAUUAAGAACUUAGGUUGAAAUGAGAGCCAAAAAAGUAAAUAAAAGAAUCACUCACUUGACCCUUUUCUACACUGCAAGAUAUUACAGAUGAUCAAAUUUAUAUUAACUGCUUUUUUUAUUGUAGUAUUUAUAAUAAAAUGUUCCGUUGUUUUAUGUUCACGCCUGUAGAUGCACAACGGGAAAGAAAUAUUUUUAUCAAAACGAUGUGAGAUGUAUUUACCUGCCAGCAGAUGGCAGCCACAGUGUUGUUAAUAACAAUAAUGUCAUUUUCCAGGUGUUUAAUGUGGUUUCUUUGUGAUCCUGUGCCUCAAGUCAUGAAGUUAGAGUCUAACCUCAAAGUCAGUGUAUCUUCCGAACCUCCAUGUUUUUGCACUUGUGCUCCAACACUGUGUUGAUGUUGUGUAACAACAGAGACGCACAAAAGCUCACGUAGUGCCAGCACAGCAUCGAGCAAGUGUUAAGCAACAAUAGUUCUCUUUUUUUCAAUUUGACAAAAGAUGACCGACACAUGCACACUUUAUGAAACUUCUCAAAUGUCAUAUAUACACACCAGAUUUUCAUGUCAUUGACUGUAUGAAGCUUUAUCACCUCUUGUUGACAAGAAACUCAAGCCGUCCUGUCAUAUUUUCUGUGUUUCAGCAAGUGGAGUUUAUUCAGAAUGAAAGAUAAAAAGGCAAAUAAAUAAACAAUAAAACGUCUGCUGUA
This is a messenger RNA of Stegastes partitus (bicolor damselfish), 1952 nucleotides long. RefSeq names its product solute carrier family 25 member 40 (gene slc25a40). The record is from RefSeq and is a predicted model, not a curated record. NCBI's taxonomy places the organism in Eukaryota, Metazoa, Chordata, Actinopteri, Pomacentridae. Gene Ontology annotation, biological process: mitochondrial transmembrane transport. Gene Ontology annotation, cellular component: mitochondrion. The coding region runs from base 149 to 1189 and encodes 346 amino acids. The transcript has 10 exons.